This is a messenger RNA of Magallana angulata, 1102 nucleotides long. RefSeq lists its product as uncharacterized. NCBI's taxonomy places the organism in Eukaryota, Metazoa, Mollusca, Bivalvia, Ostreida, Ostreidae. The record is from RefSeq and is a predicted model, not a curated record. The transcript is spliced from 6 exons. Bases 284 to 1102 code for a protein of 272 amino acids.
UUCAAAAAAGAUUGAGACUGAAGAGUGGAAAAAAGGUCGCCGAGUCAUUGAAUGGAGAUGUUUGAUAGAUUCGUUAAGUCAUUGUUUAGUGUGUAAGAUGGGACCAUUACAACUUACAUAUGAAAACAUUAAAGGUGAAAUAAAGAUGGGGUUGGGAGGGUAGUUGUAUAUUCAGUGCAGCAACUGCGGUCAGUUGAAUAACGUCCCAUACGGCAGUACAUACACCAAACCAUCAACAAGAGGGCAGAAAAUAUUCACAGUGAACACAAAGUUGGGUGCAGCAAUGAUUGACUCAAUUGGAGGGCCACAACGAGUCAACAAUUUCCUUACCACCCUAGUUCUCCCAUCAAUAUCACACAAAAAUCCGAAAUGCAUGGAGAGACGAGCUGGGAAUCUGAUUGAGACUUAUGCUGACAAAAGUAUGGCCAGUGCAACAGAAGCAUCUUUCGAUGCUGAAAUGAGUGACAUCUCAAACUUGGAAGAAAAGAAUACACCAUUCGUUCAGCAUGCAACUUUUGAUGAGGAGUUGGGUACUGCAGUUAUAGAUGGAGAAUUUCUUGGUGAUCCUGCAAUACUUAAGAAACGAGCUACUGUCUUUGAAGAGCAGACAGGAAGUUUUGAUUCAGGAAAUCAUAAUGAUUAUGAUGAUGAUUAUGAAGUAAAACAUCAAAUGUGCAUGAAUGUACAGGUAGGCCAGACUAAAUCCAAGAUGAGAGGGCAAGGAAUAGUUGUUCCUAAGAAGUUAAAGUUUAAACCUUUGACAAGAAAAGGAAUGUCUUUGUGUGCAGAUCAUGGCUGGCAAAAAAAGGGAUUUGAUAGUCUCACAGGUGAUCCAGAUGGCACGCGCCAGAACUUGGAAGCAUUAGUGCCACACCAGUUUGGGGACCAUACCAAGUGUGUUCCGAGAUUUUGUGGAUACAAGAGAAAGCCGGAUGAGACUUACUUGCAUAAGAGUUUACCUUUCAAGACAUCAUUAAGUGACCCAAUUUUGAAGGAAAAGCUUCAUAAAAUAUUUGAACCUGUGAUUGCCAAAGCUUCAUUGUACAGUGAUUUAGGCUCUAGCCAAGCAUGUGAACAUGCAAAUCGAGCAGUCAGUUUAUGA